UUUUAAUCUACAUCAACUCUUUCAGACACCUAAAACCCCUCAUUUUCAUAUCUUUUUCCUUUUGAAAGUCUCGCGAAAAUCAUCACUCAUCAAUGUCGAUACUUUUCCGGCGACGAAGAAACCUCAAACAACUUCCGCCAUUUUCUCUCUCAUCUCCUUCUUCUUCUCCUUCUCCUGCUGCUUCUUCUACUAAUAAGCCGCCUCAUUUUCUCUCUCCUCGCCACUUUUCCUCCCUCAAAACCACAAACUUUUAUCUAUCUCAGCCCCAAUUUCCGGUGAUUCUGAAAUUAGGGUUAGGGUUUCAAGGUCGUCUAAAAUGGGAAGGAAGUUCCGACAACUACGAUCAAAUCAAGGCAGUUGUAAACUGUCCACGUUGCUCAAAGCAUAUGACUGUUCUCUUUUCGAAUCGUCCGUUGUCGAUUACUCCCAACGAAGUAGGAAUUUACCAAGCGUUAAAUAUCUGUCCUCACUGUAAAACCGCUUUCUAUUUUCGGCCAUUUAAGUUGUCGCCGUUGCAGGGGAGUUUCUUUGAGAUUGGAAAAGUUGGGGGGAAGGACAAAGAUGAGUUGAUGAUGGAGGGGAAGUUUAUCAAGGAUGACAGUAAUGGAGGCGGCGGCGGAAGUGAGGAGGAGGAGAAUGAUAAGGUUUCUAUGUGGCAGAAGUUGAGGUCUUAUGUGAGGGAUCUUCCUCCGCCUUCGUCUGAGGACGAUACACGGUUGGGGGAGAAUCAUUGGGCUGCUACUAGGGUGGAUUGUGAGAGUUUACCUGGGGAAGUGUCUAAAGGAAGACAUGGGGAAAGUGGGGGAAGUGUUGUUGGAGAGAGAAGUGGUUGGGGCGGGGCGAAUUUGGGGAAGGAUUUUCCUACGCCUAAGGAGAUUUGUAGAGGACUUGACGAGUUUGUCAUUGGGCAGGAACGAGCUAAGAAGGUGCUUUCAGUGGCAGUUUACAACCACUACAAGAGAGUAAAUUAUGCUUCCGAGGAAAAACAGCUAGGUGCAGAUCUAGAUGGCAAUGAGGUCAAACAGGAUGACUUUGACACUGUUGAGUUGGAAAAAAGCAAUGUCCUGCUGAUGGGUCCAACUGGUUGUGGGAAGACAUUACUUGCAAAAACAAUGGCUCGCUUGGUGAAUGUACCGUUUGUCAUAGCAGAUGCAACAACAUUAACUCAGGCAGGCUAUGUUGGAGAAGAUGUGGAGUCAAUAUUGUAUAAGCUAUUAACGGCUGCUGAGUUCAAUGUGGAAGCUGCUCAGCAAGGGAUCGUCUACAUUGACGAAGUGGAUAAGAUCACGAAGAAGGCUGAGAGCUCAAACGUUGGAAGAGAUGUAUCUGGUGAAGGUGUUCAACAAGCAUUGCUGAAAAUGCUGGAAGGAACAAUAGUCAAUGUCCCUGAUAAGGGAUCUCGAAAGAAUCCUCGUGGUGAUAGCAUACAGAUCAAUACAAAAGAUAUUCUGUUCAUAUGUGGUGGAGCAUUUGUUAACCUGGAAAAAACUAUAUCUGAAAGGCGUCAUGAUUCCUCAAUAGGUUUUGGAGCACCUGUUCGUGCAAACAUGAGAUCCGGUGGAAUGACUAAUGCUGUGGUUGCAUCUUCAUUAUUGGAAACUGUAGAAAGCAGUGAUCUUAUUGCAUAUGGUCUGAUACCGGAAUUCGUUGGAAGAUUUCCAGUUUUAGUGAGUUUGUCGGCAUUGAAUGAGGAUCAACUUGUUCAGGUGCUCAUGGAGCCAAAGAAUGCCCUUGGUAAACAAUACAAGAAAAUGUUUAGCAUGAAUGAUGCCAAAUUUCAUAUUACAGAAGAGGCUUUGAGAUUGAUUGCGCGAAAAGCAAUGGUGAAAAAUACUGGUGCGCGUGGCUUAAGAUCAAUACUGGAGGCCAUUUUGACUGAGGCUAUGUAUGAGGUUCCAGAUAUGAAAACAGGGACUGAUAGAGUAGAUGCAGUUUUGGUUGAUGGAGAAGCUGUUGGGUCAGCUGAAAGACCAGGUUCUGGAGCAAAAAUUUUACGUGGAGAUCACGCAUUUGAUCAUUUUCUGCAAGAAACAAAGUCCAGUGAUCAGAUGGAAGAAUAUGAGGUUGGAAAGAUUGAAUCACUCGAAAGUGAUUUGCAGAUUGCUUGCAGAGCUAUGAACUCGUAAACCCUUUUUCUUUGGGCAUUCUUGUUCGAAUGUAAAUUGUCACAACAUUAGGAUGAAGAAAUAUGUACUCUAGUCCUGUGUAGCCCUACAGUUGUGCUGCGAUUAUAUAUGUGCAAUACUUUAGCAGUCGGGGUUUUUGUUCUUCCCUGAGCACUAUUGCCAUUUCA
This is a messenger RNA of Beta vulgaris subsp. vulgaris (sugar beet), 2293 nucleotides long. Its product is annotated as CLP protease regulatory subunit CLPX1, mitochondrial. Gene Ontology annotation, molecular function: ATP-dependent protein folding chaperone; ATP hydrolysis activity; ATP binding. Gene Ontology annotation, biological process: protein folding; proteolysis; protein catabolic process. NCBI's taxonomy places the organism in Eukaryota, Viridiplantae, Streptophyta, Magnoliopsida, Caryophyllales, Amaranthaceae. Gene Ontology annotation, cellular component: mitochondrial matrix. The coding region runs from base 93 to 2126 and encodes 677 amino acids. The transcript has 15 exons. The record is from RefSeq and is a predicted model, not a curated record.